Physella acuta is the source of this 1391-nucleotide messenger RNA. Its product is annotated as fatty acid 2-hydroxylase. Lineage: Eukaryota; Metazoa; Mollusca; Gastropoda; Physidae. Gene Ontology annotation, molecular function: iron ion binding; heme binding; fatty acid 2-hydroxylase activity. Gene Ontology annotation, biological process: lipid biosynthetic process; fatty acid metabolic process. Gene Ontology annotation, cellular component: membrane; endoplasmic reticulum. The record is from RefSeq and is a predicted model, not a curated record.
ACCGCGGCGCAGCGACAAACGCUCUACCUGUUGGGUGGAAAAAUUCAGGGGAAAGCUGUAGUUUGUGUCCGUCACACUAUGGGCCUCACUGACUCCAACGGGUGCCCUCAGCCUACCAGGAUUAGAGUGACCCGGGCAGGUAAAGAGUAUGACAUCACAGAUUUCGUUGACCGCCACCCAGGCGGGCGAGAGGUUUUGGAGCGACACAACGGUCAAGACAUUGAGCAGGUGAUGCAGAGUUCGUUUAGCCAUACCCACAGUCAAGCAGCGUACAAUAUCCUGGAGAAAUACCGUCUGGAUAUUACGGAUAAUCCCUCCAAAACUCAUACAAAUGGACAUUACAGUCAUAUAACAAGCACAGAGAAAAGAAGAUUAGAAUAUAUGAAAAAUGACCUUGUUGAUUGGUCCAAGCCCUUGCUGGGUCAAGUAGAACUACUUGGAGACAAGUACUUUAGCUGGACACACCAGCAGGUGGACUGGCCGGUGCGACUCUUCCAAUCUGACCUAGCCGAGAUGCUGACCAAAGCUGAUUGGUGGUACGUCCCGAUCACAUGGCUUCCUGUUAUCUUCUUCAUGAUUUGGUCAUCUUAUACAAACCUUUCUCAGGAACCAGAAAUGUGGCCUAAAAAUGCCUUAGGGCACCUGCAUGGACCCCAUUCAAUGCCAUUUUUAUUUGUACUUGGAGUUGCCUUUUGGACCCUCUUAGAAUAUGUAAUUCAUCGCUGGUUGUUUCAUCUCAGGCCUCCAUCAGACUGGCCAUUUUUUAUAAGACUGCAUUUUUCCUUACAUGGUCAACAUCACAAGAGUCCAAUGGAUCCGAAACGGCUAGUUUUUCCACCACUGCCAGCACUUUUCUUUGCUGUUAGCUUCUUUCUGAUGUGCUUGGCCAUUUUCCCAACUGGCAUGGCCCAGAUUAUCUUCUCUGGCAUAGUCUCAGGCUAUGUGUCAUAUGACCUCAUCCAUUACUAUCUGCAUCAUGGAGGCAAGCCAUAUUUGAAUUAUUUUCAAAGACUGAAGACACACCAUAACCUCCAUCAUUAUAAACACCAACAGAAAGGAUUUGGAAUUUCAUCUAAAUUUUGGGACUAUCCAUUUGGUACAGUUAUGCCUGAGGACACAGAUCAAAAUGAGAACAUUCAUGGUAAUUAUGAAAAAGAAAUGAAAUGUUCAAGAUGAAUAAGACCUCCAACUUUUGAGCUUCCUGACAGAACAACAAACAACAUUAGUCCUGAUGAUUGUCUGCAUUCCAAAUUACAAUUAUGUAAAUUACAAACCUUUGCAUUAAUGUGAUACAACAAAAUAGUAGUCCAUUUUACAGUUUGUAUUUUUUAAGCAGCAAAUAUUUUCAUUUGUAAUGUAAUUUUAGUUUAAUUGUAAUUUUAGUUUUUCUU